This is a messenger RNA of Lasiodiplodia theobromae, 1206 nucleotides long. RefSeq lists its product as uncharacterized. The transcript has a single exon. Lineage: Eukaryota; Fungi; Ascomycota; Dothideomycetes; Botryosphaeriales; Botryosphaeriaceae. The coding region runs from base 1 to 1206 and encodes 401 amino acids. The record is from RefSeq and is a predicted model, not a curated record.
AUGAGCGCCCUGCAGGAGCCACCCAAGGCCAUGCCUGUGGGCCCCAGCCCGCGCAAUUCCUCCGUCGCCCUGUUGCCAGAGCGCCGCACCACCGGCGACGGCGACGCCGCCAACGACGACGCAGCCGCGACCCCAAAGUCGGCCGGCAAGCGCCGCUUCUUCGGAUUGGGGCGAAAGAAGGACAGCGCCGAUAAGAAGGAGGACAAGCCCGUCAAGCAGCAGGACCAGGCGCCGCCGCGCACCCCAGCCGGCGUGCCUGCAAACGCGACUGCGCCGCCGUCGCAGUUGCAGACAACGCCUGCGCGCGCUGCCGUGCGUCCUAUUUCACCAAGGCAUUCGCCGCCCGUCGAUGCCCGCCAGGCCUUUGUCUGCACGCCUCAGGGCAGUCCGCGCGUCUAUGCUUCGUCCGCCGCGUCCCCUAGCAGGGGUUACAGAUCCUCCUCGCCGCGGCUCCACUCGCCGGCUUCAUCGCAAAUAUUCGAGCGCAAUGUGCAGGAGAACACCCUCCCGGGCGAACUUUCGCCCGCUAUACCCUCGCACAUCCAAACCGAGGAUCACAUCCCGCCGGUGCUGGAAGCUUCGGCCCAGGCCAUCACGGACGAUCACUUGAACCCGGAUGAGGUCGAGAUCGUAAUGCACGCUGCGCACCAGCCCGCAGCAUCCAGCAUCGCCGCGAGUUCCGGAUCCACCGAGGCUGUGUCGUCGCCGACGAUCGACGAGGUGGCCUCUAAGUCGGAAACGGAUGACGGGGCCGAUGGCUCAAACUACGGCUCCUUUGACAAGGAAGACGUGCGCCGUCUCUCCUUCAUCUCCUUCGCAGAUGUCGUGCAAGCAGAACACGCCGAGACCAGCCGCGACUCUAUCCACCACAUGUCUCUCUCAUCGACCGCAAAUCGUUCGCCGUCUCCUGUCCGGAGCCCCGCUUCUUCUCGCGGCGUCGGCACGAGCCCCCCAACCAGCGGUGCUCCCAGCAUGAAAGGAAUCGACGCGAAGGUACCACGUAUAGGCGGUGCGCCUGCAAGUCCGACUCUUUCUCAGGGUGCUUACAGCCCGCCGCUGAGCGGCGGUGAGCUCAUGGUCGAGACAAUGCGACAGGCAUUGAGGAAGACUGGCAGCGGUGACUUGAGCGGCGCGAGAAGCCCGAGCCAACCCAUGAGUGCUGCUAGUCUUGAGCCAGAAGGCUCAGAUCGACCGCCAUUCAGGUGA